This is a messenger RNA of Racocetra fulgida, 1149 nucleotides long. The record is from the annotation of a GenBank genome assembly. NCBI's taxonomy places the organism in Eukaryota, Fungi, Glomeromycota, Glomeromycetes, Diversisporales, Gigasporaceae.
AUGACAAAUAAAAAAGACAAUAUCGCAACAAGUUCCUCAGAUCCUGUUGACUCACCACCACCUUACACACCUCUUCCCUCACAAUCUCGAGAAGUUGAGCCCAAUGAAACUACGCGUCUUUACCCAAAUGUUCCAAAACAUUCUUAUUCCUCUAUCCCAACUCCAACUUAUAACCCACCUCAACAACCUUCGAUUACAGCAUAUUAUCAACCCGAGACUGUUAUUUUAGGUCCAGCAGUUUCUAUUUUUGAUUUACGUAGCGAACCAGCUGUUACUUGGUUUGAUCGUGAGAUUGUUACAGAAAUGGGCGAAUUAGGUUUACUUGGUCCUACUAUUCAAGGAUAUGGUUGUUCGGGUGUUUCUUCGGUAGCAUAUGGACUUAUUGCCCGUGAAGUGGAAAGCGGUUACCGAUCCACAAUGAGUGUGCAAUCAUCACUUGUUAUGCAUCCUAUAUACGCUUUUGGUAGUGAAGAACAAAAGCAGAAGUAUUUACCUAGAUUAGGUGAAAUUAUUGGUGCUUUUGGGUUAACAGAACCUAAUUACGGUUCUGAUGUUGGUGGCAUGCAAUCUUAUUCACAAAAAAAAAAUGGUGUCUAUAUAUUAAAUGGAUCGAAAACUUGGAUUACCAACUCUCCAAUAGCGGAUAUCUUAAUUGUUUGGGCAAAGUCCAAAGAAGAUCAUAAAAUACGAGGAUUUAUUUUGGAAAAGGGUAUGGAAGGAUUAUCUACAGCAACCAUUAAAGGUAAAUUAUCACUUCGAGCUUCCAUAACUGGAAUGAUCAUGAUGGAUAAUGUAGAAGUUCCUGAAGAAAAUUUACUUCCACAUGCAGAAGGUUUAAAGGGGCCCUUUAGUUGUCUUAACAAUGCACGAUUUGGAAUUGCAUGGGGUGUGCUGGGAGCUUCAGAAUUUUGUUUAGCUAAAGCUCGUGAGUAUGCUCUUAAUCGAAACCAAUUUGGAAGAUUAAAAGAUUUGGGUAAAUUAGCACCCGAAAUGAUUUCACUUGUAAAGCGUAAUUCCUGCGGAAAGGCCUUAGAAAUUGCACGUUCCAUGCGAGACGUUCUAGGAGGUAAUGGAAUAAGCGAUGAAUAUCAUAUAAUUAGACAUGAACAAAAUUUAUGUACAACCAAUACUUAUGAAGGUAUUUAUUGA